CUUGGUUAUUGUUUCAUACCUUGAGAUAUUAUGUUACAGUAUAUGUAACUGCCAGUGGAAAAGUUGUGUAAGAUAUGUUGAUAUACGUGAAAGUCCUUCAGUCGAAAGGAAAAGAAUGCAGUAUAGAGGUUUCAAGCACAGAUACUGUUUUGUUUGUUAAACAGUGUAUAGCAGUUCAGUUCAAUGUGCCAGUGCUGCAACAGACAUUGGUAUUUAGAGGCAAGACAUUAGCAGAUGAUCAAUGUCUCAGUUAUUAUGACAUUGAACCAGACACUAAAAUACAUCUAGUUAUUAAGAAAUGUGUUACACAGCUAUGGGAUCAGCUCAAGCCUAUACUAAGAAAACAUUUUAAAGCUGGAGAUAUGGAUAAAGUUAUUGACCAUUUUAAACAGGAAUUUGAGAAUGCUAUGUCCAGUCUUAGUCUUGAUGAUUUAGAAAGAAUAUCAUCAUAUAAUCUAGAAUCAAGACACAGUGUAAAAAGUGGCAUAUGAGAGCAAAAUACAACAAGAAUACACACAUGUACAACUCUAUAAUAAUUUUACUUGAACUUGAAUAAAAAACAUAUUGAUGUGGACCAACAAA
Saccoglossus kowalevskii is the source of this 582-nucleotide messenger RNA. RefSeq names its product ubiquitin-like protein 4A. Gene Ontology annotation, cellular component: BAT3 complex. The record is from RefSeq and is a predicted model, not a curated record. Lineage: Eukaryota; Metazoa; Hemichordata; Enteropneusta; Harrimaniidae. Gene Ontology annotation, biological process: post-translational protein targeting to endoplasmic reticulum membrane; tail-anchored membrane protein insertion into ER membrane. Gene Ontology annotation, molecular function: protein-folding chaperone binding.